AAUAACUUGUGAAGUGGUCCACUCUGAACCGUAUUGUACAUAUUUGUUGAUAAUUAUGAUACCUAAUGUCAUCUAAAUUUGUUGUAAAUAGUGAUAAAGCGAAUCCCAGGUUGUUACCCGGUUAAGAGAAGAUAAGUUACAUAGUGAAACUGUCAAACUUAUCGAGGUUAAGUUUUGAACAGAUGACAUAAUAUUACUCGUAAAUGCAGCAAAUUCGAGUGGUGUUGGUUUAUUUUCUGCCAUGACUCAUACCUACUCAGUUGAUGAUGAUACGUUGCUGAUCGCACAUAAAAUGUCUGACACUAGCAAAAAGCGAACAAAUAGCUUUCGAAAACUAUUUCCACAAUUAUUUUUUUCCCAAAGAAGUAAAGAAAAGACUACAGUUGGUAAAGAUCUCAAAAAUCAGAAGAGUAAUCCUGAGCAUUCUCUGAUAAGUAACCAAUAUCAAAACCCUCAAACGGUUACAGCAAAAGCAACUCAAGUAAAUGAAACAAGUGAUGAAAAUAUUUAUGAAAACCUUACAGCAUCGCAUCGUAUAUUUAGUGAAAACGAUAACUACAGCCAAGACAUACCUAGUAAUCAUUCAUCAAGCAGCACUCUGGUCUCAGAAAGUGUUAAAAAUAAAUUAAUUGUUGAAAAUGAUGUAAAUGAAAUAGUUAACUACAGAGAGAUUGAUUGUAGAUAUUAUAAUGCCAAGCCGCAAGUCCCCCGGAAACCUCAGAGUGAAAUAAUCCACAGUAAAAUGAGCGAUAACUCGAUAGUAGAUAGUUUCAAAACUCCACAAUAUCCAGAUGUAUAUUAUCAUUCUCUAGAAAAAUUGACAGGUAAAAUAACACCUCUUGAUGAAAUUGAUAUUUAUAGAGCUUCAAAAGUUCAUGCCGAUCCUGCUGCAGUAGGCGCAGAAAUAAAAAAAGUCAGUACUAGAUUUCUUAUUUCACCCAAGAAAGAAGCGGAAGUACGCACUAUUCAACCAAAUAGGGCUCGCAGCUUAUCACUGGAUAAGAAUAAUGACAGAUUGCGUAACAGAAAUACUGAUAAAGACAUUUUUAACGAAAUUAUUAUAAAGCCAUACAAUUAUUCAGCACCCACUUCACCAAUGCCAAUUAUUCAUAAGAUCCCAAAUAUGCCUAAGAUGGUGUCACCUUAUGAACAUGUUAGAAAGACAAUGAUGGAAGCGGAAGAAAAGCGAAAUUCACUUAGUCGAUCUAGUCAACGAAAUAAGUCUUCGCCUUCACCCAGACAACUAGAUCAAAAUGAAGUCAGAUCUGUACAACCGCAUAAAGAUAAUGUUAAAGUUGACAAUGUUGCAGUGGAAAAGGAAAAAACUCGUCAGAAAGUAGAGGCAUUUUAUUGGCAAAAAUUAAAAGAACAGAAGCUGAAGGAAGACGAGUUUUUAUUAAGGCAGUCUAUGAGAUCUCCCAUGCAUGGUCAUAAUAAUACUACAUACAACAUGACAUAUUCUAACUCUAGUUGCAGUUCUCCAAACUCUUUUAUCAUAGAGCCCAGAAGUUACAGUUUACCAAGAGGCAAAGAGUUAACGAAUUAUAUAACAAAUCAAACAAUAUAUUCGAAAUCUCCAUUCGUAAGAAAUGCUCCAGAAAGACGAACUGAUUCAUUUAUAAAGGGCCGAAGUGAAUUUUAUGGAGAGCAAGAUAUAAUUUAUAGACAUCCUGAAAAGUUAUUUAUAAAGGACAGCGUUUUAUCAAUAGUAGAAGAUAAAAAGCCUGUGGUAAUUUUAAAUCGAGGUACCUUAUCGCAAGAAACGAGAGAUAUUAAUCAGCAAACCAAACGAGUCAGUUUUGAAGAGCAGUACUUAAAUAAUGCUACUGUACAAGUGAACGAUGCGAUCAAAAAGCUCAGCACGGAUUCUAAAGAGGCGAAUGAGUGUGUGAAAACAAUUAAUUCUCAGGUCGAGUAUUCGCCAAAUGCUUUGAAAAUCAGAAGCGGAAGCAGGGGAUCUUCAAGUAUUCCCCCAAAGCCGCCUGUUCGUACGACAAGUGUUAACAGUGUCGGAAAAAAUAAUAAAGUAAUAAAUAAUAACAAGAAAAACAACUCUCAAUUUGGUGGCCAAAUUAUUUAUUCCGAAUCAGAGAGCGGCUCCGAAGCUAGUGAAAUUCAGAGGAUUCUUCAAAACAACUCCCGUAAAGGUAAGUUUUUAUUUACUCAAGUUUAAGCGAUAAAUGUCUUAAGUUCUGAUCGAAAGUAUGGUUAUGAUGUCGGCCGUUUGGUGUAGUGGUUCAGAACGGACUACUAUGCCGAG
Messenger RNA from Ostrinia furnacalis (Asian corn borer), 2260 nucleotides. RefSeq lists its product as uncharacterized. Lineage: Eukaryota; Metazoa; Arthropoda; Insecta; Lepidoptera; Crambidae. The transcript is spliced from 2 exons. The record is from RefSeq and is a predicted model, not a curated record. Bases 242 to 2173 code for a protein of 643 amino acids.